AGAUCUAGCAAAAUAGCGAAAACGCUUUUAAGCUGGUUAUUUGUGCGCCUUGCACCGGCGUCAUAACCGAAUACUGCUGUCUACAGCAUGGAGUCGGUAAUUUUACGUGGUAACGCCCUGUGCAAGAUUAAGCGCAGAUUCCCAGCGCCACCAUUACCUACUAUUCAGCCAUCUACACCGAUAAUAAAUGAUAAUCCACGACUGGAUGAAAACGCUUUUGAUUCCGGAAGGGAGCAAGAAGAUGAAUAUGAUAACUACUAUGUCUGGCGUAGGAACGCACCGUUUUUAUACGACACUGUAUUGGUGCAUAGAUUAGAUUGGCCGUCUCUGGUGGUAGAUUUUGUUUCGGAUACGUGCUAUAAAAGCCGAAAUGGAGCAACAGCACACAAGGUAUUGCUGGGAACUCACACUUCAGGUAAUGAUGUCGAGUAUGCCAUUGUGGCAGAGAUGAAAUUGCCUGUUACCUCUAUACGAGAAAACUUGUCUUCAUGUGAAAAUUUUACUAAAUUUUUCAGUUAUCACAAAACCCACAAGAUAGCUUUGAUGGGCCAUCCACUACCCAGUUUGGAUAUCAAGGCCAAAUUAGUCCAUCCCGGAGAAGUAAAUCGAAUAUCACAUUGCCCAGGGCGGCAAUUUACAUUUGCUACGCACACGACAUUCGGUGAUUUGUUAGUAUAUGACUACUCAAGGCACCCGUCCACUCCAAGAAGUGCCACUAAGGCAGCUCCGCAACUGGUCCUUACGGGAGGCCAUAGUGCCGAUGGAUUCGGUAUUAGCUGGAUGAGUGAUAUGAAACUAGUAUCAGUCGCUACAGAUGGUUCUGUCUGCACCUGGGAUAUAAACGCGUCAUCCAUGAACAUCGAAGAUACAGGCCGUUAUUUGGAAAAUACCAAAUGUGUUAAACCUCUCACCAAAUUUAAUCUCAAAGACACACCGUUCAACGAUGUGCAGGUAGUACCAACCAAAAGAGAUUUGUUUAUGACAGUGGCGGAUGAUUAUAUCGCUAGAUUGUACGACUCCCGUCAGGACAAUAGCGGAGGCACUCCACAAAUGCAAUUAAAAAGCGAAAGCGAAGUCAAUUGUUUAAGCUUCAACCAAUUUAAAGAUGACGUUGUAGCUACUGGUGAAGCAGAUGGGACAGUAUGUAUAUGGGAUAUGCGCUAUCCUAAUGAACCCAUGCUGUUGCUUGAUCACCAUAAAGAAGCAGUAAACCAGGUCGAAUUUUGCCCGGCAUCGGCUGGUUUACUAGCUUCAGCAUCGCAGGAUAACAAGGUAUGUAUAUGGGAACUGUCCGCAGAAGAACGUCUGCGGUUUGUUCAUGCUGGUCACCGAGCAGCUGUGUCUGAUCUGUCGUGGUUAAAGGCUGCGUCCAUGAAAAAUGGCUUCACGCUGGCCACCACCGGGGCAGAUAAUGAAUUCCAUUGUUUUGUUCCUAACUUUACAGAAUUGUGAACUUUGCAUUACAUCGCCAUGCAACCUGAGAUACGGGCUAAAUGGGCCAGGUCACUAACGCCGUAGAGCAAGAAGUGAUUUAUAACGUCAUGCACAUAUAAUGCAAUUUCUGUAACAAU
Messenger RNA from Babesia bovis T2Bo, 1571 nucleotides. RefSeq names its product Histone-binding protein RBBP4/subunit C of CAF1 complex family protein. Gene Ontology annotation, cellular component: nucleus. Bases 88 to 1452 code for a protein of 454 amino acids. Gene Ontology annotation, biological process: regulation of gene expression. The record is from RefSeq and is a predicted model, not a curated record. The transcript has a single exon. Lineage: Eukaryota; Apicomplexa; Aconoidasida; Piroplasmida; Babesiidae. Gene Ontology annotation, molecular function: histone binding.